Limanda limanda (common dab) is the source of this 627-nucleotide messenger RNA. Its product is annotated as fibroblast growth factor 6-like. Lineage: Eukaryota; Metazoa; Chordata; Actinopteri; Pleuronectiformes; Pleuronectidae. The record is from RefSeq and is a predicted model, not a curated record. Bases 1 to 627 code for a protein of 208 amino acids. The transcript has 3 exons. Gene Ontology annotation, cellular component: cytoplasm. Gene Ontology annotation, molecular function: growth factor activity; fibroblast growth factor receptor binding. Gene Ontology annotation, biological process: fibroblast growth factor receptor signaling pathway; regulation of cell migration; cell differentiation.
AUGGCCGUUGCGCGAAGGUUCCGCGUCAGUAUGUCCUGCGAGGCCGGCACGCUUCUUCUCCUCCUGCUCCUGGGCUUCCUGCUGGGGCUCGUGCCCGCGUCCGCGCUCCCGGUGCGGACCAGCAACACCAGCAGCAGCCAGCUGGAGAGGCAGUGGGACUGGGAGACCCUCUUCUCCCGCUCCGUGCUGGGGGUCUCCGGGGAGAAGCCCGAGCAGAACUGGGAGACGGACUACCUGCUGGGCAUCAAGCGGGUGCGGAGGCUCUACUGCAACGUGGGCAUCGGGUUCCACCUGCAGGUUCUCCCCAGUGGGAGGGUUAAUGGGGCCCACAGCGAGAACCAGUACACUCUGAUAGAGAUCUCCACGGUGCAGCGGGGGGUGGUGAGCCUCUGCGGGCUGAAGAGCGGGCUGUUCCUGGCGAUGAGCAGCAGGGGGAGGUUGUACGGAACGACAGUCUUCCACGACGAGUGCAAGUUCAAGGAGAGCCUGCUCGCCAACAACUACAACGCCUACGAGUCUCUGGUCUACCGAGGCUCCUACAUCGCACUGAGCAAGCACGGCCGCGUGAAGCGUGGCAACAAGGCCACCACGGCCAUGACUGUCACGCACUUCCUGCCCCGGAUAUGA